AUGCAGAACCCAAACUCAUCCAUGGUGGAUCCAACUUCCGCACCUAAACGAUACACUCCACCUAACCAAAGGAACCGUUCUUCGAACCGAAGGAGAUCAAGAGGAAGCUCCAUUGGCAACGAGGGGGAGAGAAGUCAGCCUGUUGCUGUUGGUUUCCAGAAGGAAAACUCUUCUCCAAGGAUUAUAUCUCCAGAGGGUUGCUGUGGGAGUGAAGCUUAUCAGCUUCUUAGUGGUCGUUGGGCAGCUGCAAUGCAUCUAUACAAUGACCCUACUGUUGAUUUGUCUGAAAGACCAAUGAUGUAUUAUGGCGGGGAUGUGUGGGGUAAACUGCCUCACACUGUGAAACCGAUAAUGGGUUCAGGAAACAGGACAUUACCUCCUCCACCAAUGUUGCCAACGGAUUACAGAACCCUACACUCUCGUGGAUUGGCUAAUUCCAAGGUCGCCAAGUUCUAA
Molecule: messenger RNA, 456 nt
Organism: Microthlaspi erraticum
Lineage: Eukaryota; Viridiplantae; Streptophyta; Magnoliopsida; Brassicales; Brassicaceae
Source: the annotation of a GenBank genome assembly